Molecule: messenger RNA, 5142 nt
Organism: Toxotes jaculatrix (banded archerfish)
Lineage: Eukaryota; Metazoa; Chordata; Actinopteri; Toxotidae
Gene: adam10a
Product: ADAM metallopeptidase domain 10a
Exons: 16
Coding region: 229-2487 (752 amino acids)
Biological process (GO): membrane protein ectodomain proteolysis; Notch signaling pathway
Cellular component (GO): plasma membrane; synaptic membrane
Molecular function (GO): metalloendopeptidase activity involved in amyloid precursor protein catabolic process
Source: RefSeq, a predicted model, not a curated record
AAACCACGGCGGAAGGGAGGAGGGCCUCUCCUGUCGGUCUCCUCGCCUGCCUCUCUGUCUGUCUGAUGUCGGACUGACUGCUUUUGACAGAUAGAGCCGGUUUUUCUGAUGGUAGCAAGCUAACUAGGAAGGGCGGCUAUACCUUUAAGGGAGAAACCGAAACAAGAAUCAGUCAGCGUUACCGCUGGAUCGCCAGGCUGGUUUACUGGGCUUACGGGGGAUUUCGAUAUGAUAUUUGUUAAAUUAAUUCUUUUGUUUUGCUUCCUACGAGAUAUUGCAGGUCAGUUUGGGAACCCCUUGAACAAAUAUAUUCGCCAUUAUGAAGGUCUGUCAUAUGACACAGAGACCCUGCACAACAGUCACCAGAGAGCCAAGAGGGCACUCUCUCCUCAAGACAGGACUGUGCACCUGGAUUUCCAUGCACAUGGAAGACAUUUUAACUUGCGGAUGAAGAGGGAUACAACUCUGUUUUCUCCAGAACUCAUCAUUGAAGUAUCAGGAGAUGAGACACCUGUUGAUACAUCACACAUUUACAGUGGAGAAAUCUUCGGUGAAAAGGGCACACUGACCCAUGGCUCUGUAAUCAAUGGGCGAUUUGAGGGCUUCAUUAAAACGCACCAAGGAACAUACUAUGUUGAACCGUCAGAGAGGUACCUACAGGACAAGAGGGUGCCCUUCCACUCUGUCAUCUAUCAUGAGGAUGACAUCAAUUAUCCUCAUAAGUAUGGCGCAGAGGGCGGAUGUGCUGACCACUCGGUGUUUGAGAGGAUGAAGAAAUACCAGGCAUCGGUAGUAGAAGAGCCAGCCAAAAGGGUGAACAGUGUGUUCGAAGAGGAGAGCUCCCAUGGUCCAGUUAUUCUGAGGACGAAGAGGGCAGCCGGGAAAGAGAAAAACACCUGCCAGCUCUUCAUCCAGACUGACCACCUGUUCUUCAAAUACUACGUCACAAGAGAGGCUGUAAUUGCCCAGAUCUCCAGCCAUGUGAAGGCAAUCGACUCCAUUUACCAGGUCACAGACUUCAUGGGCAUCCGAAACAUCAGCUUCAUGGUUAAACGGAUCAGGAUAAAUACCACUGAUGAUGAAAAGGACAAAAGCAAUCCUUUUCGUUUUGCCAAUAUUGGAGUGGAGAAGUUUUUGGAGCUUAACUCUGAGCAGAACCAUGAUCAGUACUGCCUGGCCUACGUCUUCACUGAUAGGGACUUUGAUGAUGGUGUGCUUGGCUUGGCUUGGGUUGGGGCUCCCUCAGGAAGCUCUGGGGGCAUCUGUGAAAAGAGCAAACUGUACUCAGAUGGGAAGAGGAAGUCUCUCAACACUGGUAUCAUCACUGUGCAGAACUACGCCUCCCAUGUCCCUCCCAAGGUGUCACACAUCACCUUUGCUCAUGAGGUUGGGCACAACUUUGGUUCUCCUCAUGACUCUGGAAUUGAAUGCACCCCUGGAGAGUCCAAGUUACAGGAGAAAAAGGAGCAGGGCAACUACAUCAUGUACGCCAGAGCCACAUCUGGGGACAAGCUCAACAAUAACAAGUUCUCUAUCUGCAGCAUUGGCAACAUAAGCGCUGUCCUGGCAAAGAAGAGAGACGACUGUUUUGUUGAGUCUGGCCAACCUAUCUGUGGUAAUGGACUAGUGGAAGCUGGAGAGCAGUGUGAUUGUGGCUACAGUGAUCAGUGUAACGACCCCUGCUGCUAUAAUGCCAAUGAAGAGGAGGGAAAAAGGUGCAAACUCCAACCUGGAAAAAUCUGCAGUCCCAGUCAAGGCCCAUGUUGCACACCACAGUGUACCUACAAGGGCUCAAAUGACAGGUGUAGAAACGAGUCUGAUUGUGCCAAAGAGGGCACAUGCAAUGGAGCUACAGCUCUGUGUCCCACCUCAGAACCAAAGGAGAACUACACCACUUGCCGUUCAGAGACACAAGUCUGCAUCAAUGGGGUCUGCUCUGGUUCCAUUUGUGAGAGGUAUGGACUCGAGGUAUGCACCUGUGCCAGCGAAGAUGGCAAGGACGAGUCAGCUGAGCUGUGCCACGUGUGCUGCAUGGAGAAAAUGAAACCCAGUACCUGCAGCAGCACAGGCUCAGAGAAAUGGGUCAAAUACUUCAACAACAAGAUCAUAACGCUGCAGCCUGGCUCACCCUGCAAUGACUUUAAGGGCUACUGUGAUGUGUUCACGAAGUGUCGUCUGGUGGAUGCUGACGGGCCUCUGGCAAGGCUAAAGAAAGCCAUCUUCAACGCAGAACUCUAUGAGAAUAUUGCAGAGUGGAUAAUGGCUCACUGGUGGGCUGUGCUGUUGAUGGGCAUCGCUCUCAUUAUGCUAAUGGCUGGCUUCAUCAAGAUCUGUAGUGUCCACACCCCAAGCAGCAACCCCAAACUGCCCCCACCAAAGCCACUGCCAGGUACACUGAAACGGAGAAGACAGCAGCAUGCAAACCCGCAGCCACAGGCCCACCGUCAGUACAGAGAAAACUAUCAAAUGGGACAGAUGAGACGCUGAGACUGGUCUGCUCUUUGCCUUGGUUCUUCCUAGUGCCUACAAUGGGAGCACUUCACUCCAAAGAGUUACCUUUACCACAUAUUGCAAAAUUCAAAGAACUUGCAACUGAAACAGUUUCACUGGACAAAGCCUGAAGUUUUUAUUGGGCUUAACAAACUCACUCAGCACCUCUGCUCUAAGAGCCAGAUUAGCAGCGGUUCAUAAAGCUUUUAUAGGAGCUAAAACGUUUUUUUUUUUUUCCCAGGAGAAACAGGAGGAGAAAUUCACUGAUCUUUGUUAUGUGGUCUUAAUAUUAUUUUUAUUUCUUUGAAUGUUUUUUUUAAAUUCAAAUAAUGGAGAUGAGGGAAGCAUCUUUGUAGUUGCCUUCCUCUGUCCUCCAUCUGUGCAACUUUUUUCUUUCCUGUUCUUCCUCUCUGAAGUGCUGCAAUCAUCAGCACAAUAGCAGGAUUGCAAGUCACAUGAGUUUUUGCUGCCAAUCAAAAACAACACUGACACAACAUUGUGUUGAGAAAACAUUUUUUUUUUGCCAAUGUAAUUAGUUUAAAUCAAAACACACCCUCAAAAACUGAAGCUUUUUAUUUCUAAAGCAUACAUGUUCUUUCAGUGUGCAGUUGUUCAGAUGUUACUGUAGGCUUUUCCUGUUUCAAAUGAAAUUGAGUUUCCGCAUAAUGAAGAUUAUUUACUGUUUUAAUUCACUUUCUCAGGAUUAAUAACGCAACAGCAAGCAAGUGUGUUAGGUGGAAAAGAUGGCUGCGUGAAUAUUUCAGGGUGAAGUCCCUCCUGGCUGACGCCUGUACAAAAAAAGUUCACUUUAGCUGCCGUGGGAUGUAGCGGGCAGUUUGUAUGAAGAGAAUGUAGAUAAAUGAUCUUAAUCAGAUUACAUUGUCAUCUGUUAUUAGAUGGUGGGUUGUGGAGGGGAGAUUAAUUUUCUGGAUAUGUAUAUUUCUUGUUGUGAUCGUGGUUUUGCAGCUGCGUUUACAUAACGGUGUAUAAUUGGGGCUGAAAUAAAUGGUGAGAGAAUAGCUUUUAAUGAACCUGAUUGUAUCACACUUUUGAAUUUCACACACUUUUCACAGUUGUUUUAAGAAAUUACAAAAUGUGGUAAAACCACUCAAAAGCAGUUAGAUCCUCUAGGCUUCCGUAGCCAGACGAAGAACUUGUCUGGCUUAAAUGUGACUGCAGAUUUUGCUUUUAUGGAUUUUACUUGCUGUUCAGAUUAUUUGUAUAUGUGGAAUAAUUGAAUCAACUGAGUAAAACUAAAGAUUUUAAUUUUAUUGUUGCGUUGUUGCUGCUGUUAACACAUUUACCAGAGCAAACAAUCACUAUGUGUCAGCCAUCCACUGCUGUUCUGCUCUGUCCUUUCUUUUCCUACUGAGCGCAAUUUUCUCAAGGAGCUUUGUUGUUACACUCUCUUGGUUUGUGUAAUUGCAUUAAAAAUGUGCCUACUCAGAACAGUGUGACUGAAAUUGGUAUGCUAGUGUCAGUGAUCUUUACCUAAGCUGAAAUAAUGCAUGACGUGACAGUUUAUCCAAGCCCAGUCUGGGCUGCUGAAAUCGAAAGAAGAAAUAUGUUGGAAAUGAAGUUACAAACACACAUUUUCAAAUUAUAUUCUGCAAUUUGUUUCCAGAUUUUUUGAGAGAUUGAAAUUAGUAUUUAAUUGUUAUUCCCAUUAGAAAUUAAGUCAAAGCUAUUUUCUGCCCAGCCCUGAUUUGACUUAAUCUGAGUUUACAGUUGUCUUCAGCCAGGUUAAAUCAAGGUCAGCUUCACUGACAGAUGGAUGAGAGCACAGAAUACUCCCAAGUUGAGUUACUGGCAAAAAUAUAUGUGUAUAGUUUUUUUCAAAGUUAUUUUAGUAGGGAACACUUUGGUGGAGCAAAGAUAAACUCAUUCUUUUUUUUCUUGCCCUUGCGAAAGAGCUGCAUCAAGCACAGCUGCAGCUCAGCAUUGUUUUCUGUGCAAGGUGUUGAUCAGAUAGAUUCUAUGCAGAGUAUCACAGCACUCAACAGCGGAAAAAAAAAGCCUCUUCACAAAGAAAUGCCUUCAUUGUUUUCUCCUAAAUGGGUAUUGUGUUUUCAUAAUAAAAUAGGUAACUCAUGUCUGUGGGCUACCACAAAGUUUCUGGGCAGAUAAAAUGCAAUCCUCUGUUGCUUCUUCUGCUUAUUUUGUUUGUCUUUUUGGUGCUACUGGUAGUGCUUUCUUUUGGGUCAGAGCUUAAGCUAUAUUUUUCCUUAGCUUUGGCAAAUUUUAGAGCUAUGUUUGUUUUUGUUUUUGGUGUGUGUGUGUGUGAGAGCGGCUUUGCUGAGUCAUUGUUGUCUUUUUGUUGUUAAAGUAUGACGUGGACAUUAGUGGGUGUUUAGGGUUAAUGCUCUGGGAAAUUUUUCUCUCUUUCGCAUUUCUAUGUGAAAAUGUGCGCUGAAAUGAAAGUGAUGUAAACUGAGAAUCCAAACUGGUAUAGAUUCAGCACUGCUGUCUGAUUUUAAUGUCUCCUGUGUUUUAUUGUUUUAUACGGUGUCUUUUUGUUUUCAUUUGCUUUUUUGGUUCUGUUUCCCUACCGUGCUUACUUUGGAAAUUUUUCUGAAUUUGCAGAGGUAUUGUGAAAAAAUAUGAUUUCUUUUGAACUACUUGAAAUGCAUUAAUAAACCAGAAUUGAUCAAA